AUGGCUUUGUCAUUUACAGCUGUUAUGAAUCUUUUGUUUACAAUAUUACUCGCACAAGCAACCAUCAAUGUGAGUUAUGGAAGCAGAAGUGAUGAUGUAGUAUGCAUUCUGAGUGAGCAAAACGCAUUGUUGACUUUCAAGCAACAUCUUGUUGAUCCUUCUAACAUGCUUUUAUCUUGGGACCCUACCCAUGAGAACUGCUGCAAAUGGGGUGGAAUUGUCUGCAACAAUUUAACCGGCCAUGUUGAAGAGCUCCACCUUCGUGAUUGUUGGUUACAAGGCAAGAUAAAUUCCUCGUUACUUGGUUUGAAGCAUCUGAGCUACCUCGACCUCAGCAACAAUGACUUUAAGGGGAUUCAAAUUCCCAACUUCAUGGGUUUACUUGUGAGUUUAACAUAUCUUGACCUCACAAAUGCUGGCUUUGAGGGAAAAAUUCCUCACCAACUAGGAAAUCUCUCAAGUUUGACACAUCUUGGUCUUGGGGUUUUGUACGCGUAUGCUGAGAACCUUGGUUGGCUUUCUGGUCUUUCUUCACUACAGCACUUGGACAUGAGCAACGUGAAUCUUAGUAAAGCUUCAGACCAUUGGUUGCAGGUAAUAAACCGGCUAUCUUCUUUGUCAGAAUCACACUUGCCCUGGUGUGAGCUCUCUCAUAUUAUUCCUAAUAAUUCUGUGUUUUAUGCUAAUUUUACAUCCCUUUCCGUCCUAGAUAUUUCAUGGAACAAUUUUAAUUCUUUCAUACCGGAAUGGAUUUUCAACAUUAACAGUUUGAUGUAUGUUGAUCUAAGCUCCAACAAAUUUGUAGGCCCAUUUCCCAAAAGUUGUUGGAAUUUGACUCGUCUGAAAAGCCUUAAUGUUGCUUCUAAUGAUAUGAAUUCUUCUUUAGCCAUUUGGUUAUCUGGUCUGAGUAGUAGUAGUAGUAGUCUAGUGUCUCUUGAUCUAAGUUUCAACUCUUUACAAGGUGUACUUCCAUGUAGCAACCAAAACUUGACUGCUCUUAGAUAUCUUUAUUUGACUGGAUGUCAAUUAAAUUCAACGAUCAUUUCAAGUGGCUUUUUGAAUGAUUUGGUCAGGCUUGAAUACCUCUUCCUUGACAAUAAUAACAUAGAGGGUGUAAUCUCAAGUGCAAUUCAAAAUCUUAAGUCACUUGUUCAACUUGAGUUGUCCCAAAAUUCACUUAAAGGGGAAAUGCCUACAUUUGUGGGAAAUCUUGUGUCACUCGUUUAUCUUGACUUGUCAUUUAAUUCACUUGAAGGGGAAAUACCUACAUCUUUGGGAAAUCUUUGCAAUCUGUCAGAUCUUUCUCUGGGAGGUAAUAAAUUUGGUGGGAAGGUCUCAAAUGCUUUUGAUAGCUUGUUGUCAGUUGGAUGCCUUUCAAAUAGUUUAACAUCACUGGACUUGAGUGAAAAUUCCUUUACUGGUCGGUUGACGGAUCAAAUUGCCAAAUUCAAAAAUCUAGUCAGCCUUGACCUUAGGGAUAACCAUAUUUCUGGUCAUAUUCCAGAGUCACUGGGGAAAUUAACAGCUUUACAAAGACUAUCAAUUGGUGGCAACCAAUUGAAUGGAUCUCUUCCAGAGAGCCUUGGUGGUCUAUCAGAUUUAACUUUCCUUAACAUUUCUUGGAAUCAUUUAGAAGGUGUUGUUACCCAAGUUCACUUUGCAAAUCUCACUAAUUUGGAGCAUUUAUAUGCUUCUAGAAAUUCAAUGAGUCUAAGAGUAAGUCCCAAUUGGAUUCCUCCUUUUCGUCGUUGCCGUAAUGUUGAAUUAGAAUCAUGGAACUUGGGGCCUACAUUUCCAAUGUGGCUUAAAACACAAACAGUAGUGGACAUGGAUUUAUCCAACACUCAACUUUCAGGCAUCAUCCCCAGUUGGCUUUCCAGCUUGACCAUUGUAUACUUAAACAUCUCUCAUAACCGGCUCUCUGGGAGAAUUCCUGAUAUUCUUCAUAUUGAUACACCUUACUCAAUGGUUUCCAUGAGUUCCAACAUGCUCAGUGGCCCACUACCUCGAAUCACUUCUGGGUUGGCAGAGCUAGAUCUUUCUAAUAAUUCUUUCUCUGGGGGUAUUUAUCACUUUCUGUGUCAUCCCUUGGCUACACCAAACCAUCUAUCAGUACUUCAUUUCGGGGGAAAUCAUUUCUCAGGAAACAUUCCUGAUUGCUGGAUGCAUUGGCCUGAAUUAAAAGCCAUAAAUUUGGAUGACAAUAAUCUGACUGGGAAAAUUCCAACCUCUGUGGAAUCUUUACGAGGCCUGUUAUCAUUGCAUUUGCGCAACAAUAGUCUCUCUGGAGAAGUUACUCCAUCCCUACAGAAUUGUAAGCAGUUAAGAGUUCUUGACCUUGGUCUAAAUGAGUUGAAUGGAGCCAUUCCAAAAUGGAUGGGAACAAGUCUUUUGAAUCUAACCAUUCUCAUUCUUCGUUCAAACAAGUUGAGUGGUCAUAUUCCAUUUGAGCUAUGUAGGCUCACUGCACUUCAAAUCUUGGAUGUUGCCGAUAACAAUUUAUCGGGAUCUAUGCCAAAGUGUUUUGACAAUUUAAAAGCCAUGACCAUCAAACAAGUACUGAAAGAUGUCAUCUCUUAUUCCAACUUUGUUGGUUAUUUCUUCGAGCAAGUAAUGGUGGUGACAAAAGGCAGAGAAGAUCAAUAUGACACCAUCUUGCCACUUGUAAAUAGUUUGGACCUUUCAAGCAAUAAACUCACAGGAGAGAUCCCACGACAACUUACAACUCUCCAGGGAUUGAUAUCUCUAAAUCUGUCAGGAAACUUCUUGAAAGGAAGAAUUCCGGAUUGCAUUGGCAACAUGGUGUGGUUGGAAUCUCUUGAUUUAUCAAGAAAUCGACUUUCUGGUAAUAUUGCUCCAAGCAUUUCAAGUUUAACUUACUUGAGUUACUUGAACUUGUCUUACAACAAUUUGUCAGGAAAAAUUCCAUUAAGCACCCAACUCCAGAGUUUUGACGCUUCUAGCUUCAUCGGCAAUGAACUCUGUGGACAGCCACUCUCCAACAUCUGUGACGAAGACCAGUCAAAACCCACUAUCAACAAUGGAGCACAGAAGGCAGAUGAUGGAGAUGAAGUUGGCCGCUGGUUUCAUUUGGGCAUUGGAACAGGUUUUGCAGUAGGAUUCUUUGGUGUCCUUGCUCCAUUACUCUUCUCCACAACCUGGAGGCAUGCUUAUUUUGGCUUUUUUGGUUGCUUGUGGGACGAAAUUCUAUACAAGUACAAUAGCCUUUGGCAUUGA
This is a messenger RNA of Ziziphus jujuba (common jujube), 3237 nucleotides long. Its product is annotated as receptor-like protein EIX1. The transcript has a single exon. The coding region runs from base 1 to 3237 and encodes 1078 amino acids. Gene Ontology annotation, molecular function: protein binding. NCBI's taxonomy places the organism in Eukaryota, Viridiplantae, Streptophyta, Magnoliopsida, Rosales, Rhamnaceae. The record is from RefSeq and is a predicted model, not a curated record.